ACGAGUGGAAAAAGAUAGGAAGAGAGAACAAACGACGGAUUAUUAAUUGCGACUCUGGGAAAUCCAAUGUGGUAGGCGGUGGAGAGUUUCUUGUUCCUCACCGCCCUUGGGGCCCAACGGAUUUCCCGACCGGGUAAUCCUAUUGUCUUCAUCUUUCCCCCCUUUGCGCUGCCUGCCCCUCCUGCCUCAUUUCUCGCUGCAAUUUCACUCGACAGACUCACCAUGGCCGCUUCUUCGCAGAACAGCCAGGUUUUCCGUGCCACUACCACGGCUCCCGUUAACAUUGCCGUGAUCAAAUACUGGGGAAAGAGAGAUGCCACCCUGAACCUCCCCACUAAUUCUUCCCUCUCCGUCACCCUGUCCCAGCGCUCCCUCCGCACUCUCACCACCGCCUCCUGCUCUGCCAAAUACCCCACCGCGGAUGAACUCAUUCUCAAUGGCAAGCCUCAGGACAUCCAAUCCUCCAAGCGUACCCUCGCUUGUCUCUCGAACCUGCGCUCGCUCCGUCAGGCUCUGGAAGCUGCGGAUGCAUCUCUCCCGAAAUUGUCGGCUCUUCCCCUCCGCAUCGUGUCGGAGAACAACUUCCCUACCGCUGCCGGUCUCGCCAGCUCUGCUGCCGGCUUCGCUGCUCUUGUUCGGGCCGUUGCCGACCUAUACCAACUCCCCCAGUCCCCCCGCGAUCUCAGCCGUAUUGCUCGCCAAGGAUCUGGCUCCGCUUGCCGGUCUCUGAUGGGUGGCUACGUGGCGUGGCGCGCUGGUGACCUCACCGAUGGAAGCGACAGUCUGGCCGAAGAGGUUGCGCCUGCCUCGCACUGGCCCGAGAUGCGUGCGGCCGUUCUGGUGGUCAGCGCCGAGAAGAAGGAUGUGCCUAGCACCGAGGGAAUGCAGACCACGGUCGCUACGUCCAACCUCUUUGCUACGCGGGCCACGUCGGUCGUGCCCGAGCGGAUGACAGCCAUUGAGACUGCGAUUCAGAACAAGGACUUCCCUGCCUUUGCGGAGAUUACCAUGCGGGACUCCAAUGGCUUCCACGCCACCUGCCUGGACUCCUGGCCCCCGAUCUUCUACAUGAACGACGUCUCCCGUGCUGCGGUUAGACUCGUGCACGAUAUCAACCGCGCCGCUGGUCGCACGGUUUGUGCCUACACCUUCGACGCUGGCCCCAACGCCGUGAUCUACUACCUCGAGAAGGACUCCGAGCUCGUUGCGGGUACGAUCAAGGCCAUCCUCGGCGCUAGCGCUGAGGGGUGGGACGGUCCCUUCUACGAGCCCCUGAAGAACCUCACCGCUCCCGGUGUGUCCCUGGAUAGCUUGGACUCUCGGGCCGUGGAGGUGAUCAAGGACGGCGUCAGCCGCGUCAUCCUGACCGGCGUCGGAGAGGGUCCCAUCAGCGUGACUGACCAUCUCGUCAGCGAAACCGGUGACAUCCUUUCUCAGUGAGGUGUGUCAGACAGGCCUGCAUGAAACGGGUUUUGUCGUAUUUGGAAAGCCUCUUCUCCGUUUGUGAUUCGAGCGCCCUCUUGCAUGAAGGGAUUCAGCUGAGAGCAGAUACCCACCCAUUACCAUCUUCUUUUCCCUUGCAUUCUUUGCUGUCGUGUCGUACAAAAGUGGUUCAACCCCUGCUGUACGCCUGAUGUUUUCCACGAAACAGAAAUUGGAUAUGUUUUUUACAUAUGGAAAUACCAUAAUCUCUAGAUUGGUUUUAAUUUAAUUUUGUCUAUAUAAAUCCGAAU
Aspergillus melleus is the source of this 1733-nucleotide messenger RNA. RefSeq names its product diphosphomevalonate decarboxylase MVD1 (gene mvd1). Lineage: Eukaryota; Fungi; Ascomycota; Eurotiomycetes; Eurotiales; Aspergillaceae. The transcript is spliced from 2 exons. Gene Ontology annotation, molecular function: ATP binding; diphosphomevalonate decarboxylase activity. Gene Ontology annotation, cellular component: cytosol. Gene Ontology annotation, biological process: isoprenoid biosynthetic process; isopentenyl diphosphate biosynthetic process, mevalonate pathway. The coding region runs from base 223 to 1440 and encodes 405 amino acids. The record is from RefSeq and is a predicted model, not a curated record.